AGAGGGGCGGACAGUGAGAGGGGGGCAGUUGGCCGGAGAGGUCCGGAGCCCAGGGGGAGGGAGGCAGGCGGUCCGGUCCGGUAAAGGGGAAGGAGCCUGAAGAAAUAGGUACAGACUCGGAUUAGUGGAGCCGGAUAGCGGGUCAGAGGAUCGAGUAGCGAGCUGCGAUGGCUGAGAAAGGUGCCAGCGGUGACCCCGCCAGCUCCAGCGGGGUCAGACCUCCCAUCACCGUGGGCAGGGGUCUGCCAGGACGCCGGACUGCAGCCGCUGUCACACCGGGCCGCCUGCCCUCCAUCCGAUCGCGGGAUCUAACAUUGGGAGGAAUGAAAAAGAAAACAUUCACUCCAAACAUCAUCAGCAGGAAAGUUAAGGAAGAACCAAAGGAAGUAGAUGCUUCACAGAGGAAAGAGAAGAAAGAGCGAGAAAGAGAUCGGCAGAGAGAUGGUCGCGGGCGAGGACGAGGCAGACCUGAGACCAUCCAGUCCCAUUCCAUCUUCGAGCAGGGACCCGCUGAAAUGAUGAAGAAGAGAGCUGGUUGGGAUUCCUCUGUGGACAUGAAGGAGUUUGGAACGUCCCCAAUUAUUAACAUCAAGAAGGAAAAGCGAGAGUCGGAGGAAGAAACCAAGCAGAUUCUCCGCAUGCUGGAUCGGGACGAUUUUAUCGAUGACCCUGGCCUGAAAAACGAUGCCCGCAACAUGCCCGUGCAGCUUCCUCUAGCCCAGUCAGGCUGGCUGUUCAAGGAGGACAAUGAGGUUGAGGAGGUUGAGGAGCCGACUGCCAGGGAGGAGAAGAUGGAGAUGGAUAUCCCCGCUGUGAAAGUGAAGGAUGAGCCCGGCGGUGAAGAUGUGGCGAAGGGCUCUCCGGCAUCGGGGAAGCCCAGCGUGGUGAGGAAGGCUCCUGCUGUUCCAAGGAACGUUUCGGUAGCUGAACUGCUCCAGGAGCUCAGCAUGUGCAAAGACGACGAGCUGCUGUUCCUCCAGCUCCCCGACACGUUGCCGGGCCAAUCCCCCACCUGCGAAGAGAAGCCAACGAAAGCCGAGGUGCAGAACGAGGACGGGCAGACUGUGCUGCUGAAACAGGAGAAGUCUCAGGAACAGAAACAAGCUGAAAAUACCUGCUCGCUGAUGGAUCUAACGGAGGGUCAGAUUGGGAAGCUGCUGAUCAGGAAGUCUGGGCGAGUACAGCUCGUUCUAGGGCAGGUCACCCUGGAUGUUACCAUGGGAACAACCUGUUCAUUUCUCCAGGAGCUGGUUUCCAUUGGAAUUGGAGAGAACAGGACAGGAGAGAUGACAGUGUUGGGGCACAUCAAGCACAAGCUGGUCUGUUCCCCGGACUUUGAGGCGCUCCUUGAGCAAAGACAGUAGCGGGAAGUGAAGAUCUUGCACGAGAAAAGACAAGCUGUCAGCUUGCGUUCGGCGUCGUGUCUCCGACUGGAGAUUGUUAGAGGGCUCGGCCAAGCCUUGAAGGAACAGUUCACAGGAGAGACGGGCGCGAAAGUAACUUCUGGAUUGUGUUCAAGAAGGAACUGCAGAUGCUGGAGAAUCGAAGGUAGAGAAAAGUGCUGGAGUAACUCAGCGGGUGCGGC
Molecule: messenger RNA, 1585 nt
Organism: Leucoraja erinaceus (little skate)
Lineage: Eukaryota; Metazoa; Chordata; Chondrichthyes; Rajiformes; Rajidae
Gene: polr3d
Product: polymerase (RNA) III (DNA directed) polypeptide D
Exons: 9
Coding region: 168-1364 (398 amino acids)
Biological process (GO): transcription by RNA polymerase III
Cellular component (GO): RNA polymerase III complex
Molecular function (GO): DNA binding
Source: RefSeq, a predicted model, not a curated record